GUGAAAUUUAGUGAAACCGCAUAAACAGAUAUGUACAACAGUACAAGUACUAUGUGUACGAGUCAAGCAGAUGUGAAAUUCCAAAAUCGAUAUCAUAGCGAUAAAGGCACUUGUGUGCGCUCAUCAUGCCACACGUAGGAAAAACACUGCUGUCUGUUAUCUCUGUUGCAGUUAUGAAUUUACACUCGCGUUCCUAUUUGUCGAAGACCAGUCUCUAAUCCAAGUACUUCUCAGCGAAAUCCACGUUUUCGAUUCUGUAGCAUAAUCAGCCUGAUUAUUCGGAUUCUGGUCAUAUGUAGUGAUUUGCAAUGGAGAAGAACGAGGAUGUGACGGACGACGGGCUAACAGCCAUUGAUUUCAAAACCGCCCGUAUCCGUUUCACAGACGAAACGACCGUAUCACCCAGCAGCACGGUCUCCGCUCCCACAUCCCCCCUGCAGCACCCUUCCCCUACCAGUGAGACCAACACCGUACCGGAGGAAUCCAGUAUCAGCUCCACCUUAUUCUCCACACUGCGCCGUUUGUCAGAAAGCAUCAGCCAGUUGUCGUCGUCAGGAUCCGCGGCCAGCACGGCGGCCGCAGCGAAUGGCGCCACCCGAGGGAGUAUUAGCGGCGCUUCCGGGCCAAUACCGACGGGAGGCAGCCUCGGUGGCGCGGCGGUGGAGGAGGCCAGCCGUCAAGUUGCCCAGAAGGAAGCGGAGCGUUCGUUAAAAACCUACUUUGCUUUCCGGGAUGGCGGACACACCAUCGCUAAUGCCAUAAAAGAAUGCCUUCCGGUGAUUACGGACACGAGCAAUCGCGAGGGGAAACUUAUCGGAAUAUGGCUACUGACAGAAAUAUCCCAUUGGGAUGUGGAGCAUGAGCGAUUAGUAUUCCUGACGGAGCGCAACAUGAUCAUCGUCAAGUAUGACCUCAUCCAGUUAACCCUAAUAGAAUAUCGACGGAUUCCAUUGCGGUUGAUUAACCGAUGCGUGUAUGGAUCACUGCGCUAUCCGCCUGGCUCCAUCUUUGAGGACCGUAAUCAAACCGGCCUGCGGAUUAGCUGGCAAAAUGAAGCAGAAGUGCCACAAUCGGUUAACUGGAAUCCCUUCUCGGAAGUUCCAUACGUGACCUUUAUUGACCACUCCGCUGCGGCAGAUCUCAGCGAGACGAUCAUCGCUGGCAGCGGCAUUACCGGUUAUCUCCUGCAGGGCUUCCUGCAACCCUUUAUUACGGCCUGUCGGCAGGAAGUGGACGCACAUUCCGGUGCUCUGAGUUAUGAAGAAACCGGCAUUAUGAUCGAGAAUUAUGCGGGAAUUCUUUCUCAUAUCUACAAUAAAGCCCAGUUGGGAUUUUUCAAAAGAAGAGGAAAGAUUGCUUUUUAACUUGAUUUCUAUAAAACUGAACAGUCAAAUUCUGUUGCACAUUUUUAUGAAUGGUUACAUUUGGGUCUUCGUGUAAUAUCCACCUUAUUUCUUCCUUUCGAUUGUGUGAUUCAGUGAUUGUGCGCGUGAUACAGAAUAGUCAGUGCUUUACAUGAUUUUUAUACAGAACCAGAGAACUAAAAUUGUUCCAGUUAUUGUUAGUAAAUGAUUUUGUUCGCUUUCUGUGUGUUAAUCCGAUCGAUGUUAAUGCCAGCUGUAAGUUGUAACAACAAAUUACGUCAACAUGUCAAAAA
This is a messenger RNA of Paramacrobiotus metropolitanus, 1657 nucleotides long. RefSeq names its product tumor protein p63-regulated gene 1-like protein. The record is from RefSeq and is a predicted model, not a curated record. Gene Ontology annotation, cellular component: cytoplasm. The transcript is spliced from 9 exons. NCBI's taxonomy places the organism in Eukaryota, Metazoa, Tardigrada, Eutardigrada, Parachela, Macrobiotidae. Bases 309 to 1364 code for a protein of 351 amino acids.